AUAUUGUCAAGAUGAAGCUGGAAAGUACACCUGGAGACAUGAGUGGGUGGCGGGAGGUGGACUUUGUCCUCAACUGCACCUACAUUGUGCCGGACCAGGUGUCGGACCCCAGUUUCAACCUGCCCAAAGCCAUGACCUCCAUCCCACGCAACCUCACCUUUGAACACAGCACAGAUAAUGAGGUGAUGGGCGUGUUCAGCAAAGAGUACAUUCCUCAGGGGACUCGCUUUGGCCCUCUUCAAGGAGUCAUCUACACCAAAGACAACGUUCCCAAACAGGCCAACAGGAAAUACUUCUGGCGGAUUUACAGCAGUGGGCAGCUCCAAAACUUCAUUGAUGGCCAUGACGUCCACAGGAGCAACUGGAUGCGUUACGUCAACCCGGCCCGCUCUCUGGCCGAACAGAACCUGGUGGCGUGCCAGAACGGCCGGGACAUCUACUUCUACACCAUCCGACCGGUGGAGCCCAACCAGGAGGUGCUGGUGUGGUACAGCCAGGAGUUUGCCCAGAGGCUCUGCGGCCAGCAAGUUGACAUCAAACAGAAAUACAUGAGUUCGGAUGAAGACCAAGAGCCGGAGUAUGCCAAACAGCACCUACCUCAGCAGACAUGGCUUACGGACAGAACAAAAGAGGAGGUGAAAGAAGAGAGGGAUGAAGAUGGAGAGGAGAAUAUCGACGUGGAGAUUUUGGAGAGAGACACACCGCCUGACACGCCUGAUGACCAGAUCAUGGACUUCAGCAAAAAGGUUGAGAAGGAGGAGAGCGAUAGAGAUCCAGAAGACCGGGGGAAUGUUCCUUCCCCUAAGCCCGAACACAGAGAGCCUAGUCUGGGCUUAAAUCACCGGUACUUACCGGAUACCCAUCCUCCGCUCCCAUCACAGCACCGAAAUCUCCCUCUUCACCUCCACGGCCUCUACAGGGAAGGCGUUUCAUCCUACCCCAUUUACCCCCAAUCCAGACCCCUCCAGCCCAAUUACCCGCUCCUUCCUCCCUACGGCCCGCACUAUCCUCGCCUCCUCCUCCCCUCAUACUCCCCUCCCUUUCCUGGUAUGCUGCCCUCAAGAGGAUCCCUCCGAUACAGCAGCUACCUGGGCACCGACGGCCUCCCGUAUCCACCCAUCGGCCCACCUAAUCUGCUGCCAGUGUCCCUCCCCUACCCUCCGUCUUUACAGGGAGGUCUGAAAGAACUCAAAGCAAACGUGUCGCCACCACGAGGCGCACCAGCCACCCCGGAGCUCUCCCCUCUCCCCAAGCCCGACAGUCAGCACCAUUCUGCCGAGCAGUCUCCCUCUGGUUUUGAGGAAGCCAUGAAUCUAAGCCUGGCUACGAUCAGAAGCAAAACAGCGACACGCAACGGCCCCGGCCACAAAUCGCUGCCCUACCCACUGCAGAAGCAGAACGGAAAGAUCAAGUAUGAAUGUAAUAUCUGCUCGAAGACUUUCGGACAGCUGUCAAACCUCAAGGUCCAUCUUCGAGUGCACAGUGGCGAGAGACCGUUCCAGUGUAACCUAUGUAAAAAGAGCUUCACUCAGCUGGCCCACCUCCAGAAACAUCACCUGGUCCACACGGGGGAGAAGCCACAUGAAUGUCAGGUGUGUCACAAACGCUUCAGUAGCACCAGCAACUUGAAAACACACCUCCGCCUCCACUCCGGGGAGAAACCCUACCAGUGCAAGCUGUGCAACACCAAGUUCACCCAGUACAUACACCUCAAACUGCACCGCCGCCUCCACAGCAGCCGCGACCGCCCCUACCGCUGCCAGCUAUGCGCCCAGGCCUUCUUCCACCGCUUCUCCCUCGGCAUCCACCAGUGCAGCUGCUGCCUGGCAAACACCAACACGUCCGUCAACGUACACAUGAAACAGAUGGUGGAGCGGUUCGACGCCAGCCAUGAGGCUGACAUGCUCACAGAGGUGGCGUCGGCACCGCAGGUGGAGGAGGCGGUGGAGCGUUGGUUGGAGCGCACCUUGGAGGGCGAGGGAAAGGAGUACCAGAAGGAGGCAACCCUACUGCUGAAAGCACUGAUGGCGGCUAUUAACUCGCCAGCUAUGCCCAUGGCCCAAUCAGCAACACCCUCGUCACAUCACAUCCCUCCACUGGCCUAUCAGGAGAGGGCCAGCGUUGUUCACCUCCACCAACGGCCAACAGUGAAGACAGAAGGACAGUGAGAAGGAAUGGAGGGAGGGAGGAAUUUGAAAAGGACAUACAGCAUACCAGAAACCAAGAAAACAGACGUUUCGCCAAAUAAAACUCCCUAAAUAGUCCAUGAAAGGCAUUAAAGGGAAACUUUUUAUAAUCAAAUGAGCGCAGCACCAAAACAAGAGCAUUCCAAAGACUGGGCGAGGGUAUUCAGUGAUUGUACUUCCUCCCAAAACUCAGUUUAAAAAAUGAAAAUGGAGGACGAUAGUGUCAAACUGUGAAGUAUUGAAAACUCUUUUCACUCAGGUAGAGAAUUGUUUGCUUUUAUUGUGCUUUAACUUAUUAUUUUUCUUAAAAUUUAAGUCAUCUUUAUUUAUUUAGUUGUAAAAUAGUUUUUUUCUGUUAGUGUUUUUUUUUCUGUGUGUUGACACUUUCAGAGAUGUGAUCUGUUAGGAAAACCACAAAUAGACUCAGGAACAAUGAUGCGGCACAAACCCGGGAUUGAGUCUUCACUUGUUAAAUUGUGCAGUGUUUUGCUUUGUGUGACAGCGUGUUUGAGCUGCUGGGUGCAUGCGUACAACGAGUGGAAGUUUAUACGAACGACAGGGCACAGUGAUGAUGGCACAAACCACAUUCCUGCUCUUUAACUGUUUGCAACUAUUUUAUUUAUUUAUGAUUUUAAAAAGGGAAAAGAAAUCAGGUCUCUUUAAAUUGUGUGAUAAUAAGCAAUUGCCAAAACUACAAUCAAAGAACAUGAAUGUGUAGUAAUGUUUUUUGGAUCAUUAUUCAACUUAGUGAAGAAAGGGGUUAAGAAAAAAAGCAUAACCUUGACUUUUUUCUUAAUUAUUUAGCAACUUCUCGCAGGUAAUUUAGAUAUCAAUGUAUCAAAGACACACUGUGCUGAACAAAACUAAAUACCACCAAAAGAAACUAAACAACAAAUCCAAUGUGAUCACAGUAUCACAAUGAAAUAUGUACACAAAGUCCUUUGAAAAUGUCUUUUAGUCUUUCUUAUUGCAACGUUUUUAUGUCAGCACUGACAAAUUAAGUGGAUCGCUGUGUAGCUUUUACUGGAUUCAAAUGUUUCAGAUAUUUCCUAUGUACAAAGCUUUACUGUGAACGUUUUGGCCGACGAAAACGAGCAACACGGGCACAAUUUUCUAACAUUGUUCAUAUUUUUCUCACUUGGCACUGGACAAAAAUGCCAAGAUCUGUGUGCUUUUGGUUGUUCCCCAAAACCAGCAGGUACUGUUCUUAAGAAUUGUACUACUGAGUCAGUGAUGUACUUCUUUUAUGAUUUUGGUAGUGUUUUUUUUACUUUGUAUAUGUUUGUCUAUGUAGUUUAUUUUUGCAAACAUGAUAUGAGAUGUUAAGAAUUUAUAUGUGAGAGACUAUUUUGAUGAUACUUUUAUAUUUACAUCAUGUAGCAUAUUAAAGAUAUUGUUUCUAUA
Molecule: messenger RNA, 3590 nt
Organism: Anarrhichthys ocellatus (wolf-eel)
Lineage: Eukaryota; Metazoa; Chordata; Actinopteri; Perciformes; Anarhichadidae
Gene: prdm1b
Product: PR domain containing 1b, with ZNF domain
Exons: 6
Coding region: 12-2168 (718 amino acids)
Biological process (GO): cell fate commitment; regulation of transcription by RNA polymerase II
Cellular component (GO): cytoplasm; nucleus
Molecular function (GO): RNA polymerase II cis-regulatory region sequence-specific DNA binding; protein binding; DNA-binding transcription repressor activity, RNA polymerase II-specific
Source: RefSeq, a predicted model, not a curated record